CCAAAAUGUGGUUGCUCUUGACAGUGGCAAGUCUGGUGUCUGCAUUUGGAACCACACAUGGUUUAUUUGGAAAAUUGACACCUGACAGCCCGGAAGUGACUAUGAAUAUCAGUCAGAUGAUAUCCUUCUGGGGAUACCCAAGUGAAGAAUAUGACGUUGUGACUGAAGAUGGUUAUAUUCUUGGGGUUUACAGGAUUCCCCAUGGAAAGAAGAAUUCAGGGAAUAGAGACCACAGACCUGUAGUGUUUUUGCAGCAUGGUUUGCUCACAUCAGCCACAAACUGGAUUGCUAAUCUGCCCAACAAUAGCUUGGCCUUCAUUCUGGCGGAUGCUGGUUAUGAUGUGUGGCUGGGGAACAGCAGAGGAAACACCUGGGCUAGAAAAAAUUUAUACUAUUCACCAGACUCAGUUGAAUUCUGGGCUUUCAGUUUUGAUGAAAUGGCUAAAUAUGAUCUGCCAGCCACCAUUGACUUCAUUGUAAAGAAAACUGGACAAGAGAAGCUACACUAUGUUGGCCAUUCCCAAGGGACCACCAUUGGUUUUAUUGCCUUUUCCACCAAUCCCCAAUUGGCGAAAAGAAUCAAAACAUUUUAUGCCUUAGCUCCAGUGGCCACUGUGAAGUACACCAAAACUCUUCUAAAUAAACUUAGCCUUGUCCCUACGUUCCUCUUCAAGAUUAUAUUUGGUAACAAAAUAUUCUACCCACACAACUUUUUUGAUAAUUUUCUUGCUACUGAAGUGUGUAACCGUGAGACACUGAAUCGCCUCUGCAGCAAUGCCUUAUUUAUCAUCUGUGGAUUUGACACGAAGAACUUGAACAUGAGUCGUUUGGAUGUGUAUUUAUCACAUAAUCCAGCAGGAACGUCCGUUCAAAAUGUACUCCACUGGAGCCAGGCUGUUAAGUCUGGGCGAUUCCAAGCAUUUGACUGGGGAAGCCCUGCUCAGAACAAGAUGCACUAUAAUCAGCCUACCCCUCCCUACUACAAUGUGACAGCCAUGACUGUGCCAAUUGCAGUGUGGAGCGGUGGAAAUGACUGGUUGGCUGACCCACAAGAUGUUGAUAAUUUGAUUCCAAAGCUCACUAAUCUCAAAUACCACAGAAAGAUUCCCCCUUACAACCAUUUGGACUUUAUCUGGGCAAUGGAUGCCCCUCAAGAACUUUACAAUGAAAUUGUUUCUAUGCUGGCAGAAGAUACAAAGUAGUUCUGGAUUUAAAGAUUUCACCAUUUCUUUAAAAAAAAUCCUUUAUUUUCUCACAUACAGUUUUCUGUCAUACUGGAGAUGCAGUGCUUCUUUCUACAAACUGAAUUUAGAAAUAAAUUGGCAUC
Molecule: messenger RNA, 1327 nt
Organism: Chrysochloris asiatica (Cape golden mole)
Lineage: Eukaryota; Metazoa; Chordata; Mammalia; Afrosoricida; Chrysochloridae
Product: gastric triacylglycerol lipase-like
Exons: 9
Coding region: 6-1202 (398 amino acids)
Cellular component (GO): intracellular membrane-bounded organelle
Molecular function (GO): hydrolase activity, acting on ester bonds
Source: RefSeq, a predicted model, not a curated record